UACCGAACCAGUUAAUGUCGUGUCUAAAUUAACUAACCGUUUCCAGAUCUGCGCCUUGACAGACGUUUUAUCCAUUUUGGACAGGCACGGCCGAGGCGGAACAUUUCUGAAAGGUUGUCUUUCAGCCGAAAGCCACACGGAAAGUGGGGAUGAAUUAAGGAGAUUUAAAGGAACACGUAGAAGUUUCGACGUUGCCGAACACAACUAGAGAAAAGUUUGUUUUUCGAAGGAACCACUGGAGGCAUCGCGACCAGCAGCAAACCAUUCAACUCCGACAUCCGAUGCGAAGGUUCUAUGGCAUAACGCCUUCGCUCCCAUUCAGCCAGUCCCUGGGGAGGAGCACAGCGUUCUGACACCCCGUUGCCACUUUCCACAGCUCGAGGUAAACCAGGAAGCGGCCGGCAGGAGCCAUGCCCGCGCUGGCCACCGGAGUCGGCCAUGAGCCAGGGUUCAACCUGACAUUGCGACCCCCAGAAGGUCUGUAUGAGCUGCUGGCGGCUCUGCCCUCCCAGCUGCAGCCCCAUUUGAGCCGCCCCGAGGACAACACCUUCCUCCAGAACAUGUUUGGGGAGAGAAGUCUCCAGACACUGGUCAAGAUCCAUGAGCAGCUGCAGUUCUACGAAGAGAGCAAACCAGUACCCGUCCUGGACAGAGCUGCAGCUUUGGCCCAUGAACUGUCUGAGGAGAUGGAGGGGAAAUCAGCGAACAGGGAAAUCAAAGAGCUUCUCCAACUACUGGCCAUACCCCACGUGAAGAGCCUCCUGUUGGUCCAUGACACCAUCGCCCAGAAAAGCUACGACCCCGAACUGCCUCCGCUGCCGGAUGACAUCGACGACGACGAGGAUUCCGUGAAGAUCAUAAGACUGGUCAAAAACAAGGAACCGCUUGGAGCAACGAUAAGGCGUGACGACCUCACGGGAGCCAUCGUUGUGGCACGCAUCAUGAGAGGGGGAGCGGCUGACAGAAGUGGGCUUAUUCACGUAGGAGAUGAACUGAAGGAGGUCAAUGGAAUCACUGUGGAUGACAAGAAACCAGAGGAGAUCAUUCAUAUCCUGGCCCAGUCGCAAGGGGCCAUUACUUUCAAAGUGAUCCCCAGCGUCAAGGAAGAGGAACCAACCAAGGAGCCAAAGGUGUUUAUGAAGGCGCUCUUUGACUACGACCCCAAGGACGACAAAGCCAUCCCAUGCAAGGAGGCCGGAUUGGCCUUCAAGAGGGGCUCCAUCCUACAGAUCAUGAGCCAGGACGAUGCUACCUGGUGGCAGGCCAAACAUGAGGGGGAGGCUAACCCCCGCGCUGGCCUCAUCCCGUCCAAGCAGUUCCAGGAGAGGAGAUUUACACUGCGGCGACCUGCUGCCACUCUCCCGCUGCAGAAGACCUCCAGCCGUCGAUCAUAUGAUGUGGCUAUAGAGUUUGAGGACGCGGACUAUAGUAGCAGGUUCCAGCUAGCUGGGUUCAGGAGAAGUUUCCGUCUGAGUAGGAGGGACAAGAAGACCAACAAGUCCAUGUACGAGUGCAAGAAGAGCGAUAUAUACGACACGGCCGAUGUGCCCACGUAUGAGGAGAUCACCACAUACCGCAGGCCCAGUGGAGCCAAGCACAGGCUGGUGGUCCUAGUGGGACCCCCGGGAGUUGGCCUGAAUGAACUCAAGAGGAAACUGUUGAUCUCAGACCCCCAGCACUUCAGUGUGACCGUCCCACACACGAGUCGAGCCAAGAAGAACCAGGAGAGCGACGGUGUGGAGUACCACUUCAUCUCCAAACACCUCUUUGAGACGGAUAUCCACAAUAACAAGUUCAUAGAGUACGGAGAAUACAAAGGGAACUACUAUGGAACGGCUCUAGACUCAGUCCGCUCCGUCCUCUCCAGGAACAAAGUGUGCCUCCUGGAUGUCCAGCCUCACACCAUAAAGCUCCUGCGGACGGCGGAAUUUAAGCCCUUUGUCGUGUUGGUGAAGCCUCCAUCGAUUGAAAGACUGAGAGAGACCAGAAUGAACGCCAAAAUUAUAUCGGGCAAGGAUGAUAAGGGCUCCGCCAAGCCAUUCACGGAGGAGGACUUCAAUGAGAUGGUGACCACCGCCCAGAUGCUGGAGGUCCAACACGGCCACCUGUUCGAGAAGGUCAUAGUAAACGAUGACCUCUCGGCGGCCUUCAGCGAGCUGCGGGCGGCGCUGAAGACAGUGGAGACAGAGACUCACUGGGUGCCGGUUAGCUGGACUCACUCCUAAAGUCCACAUGCAUUGUACAAGGUGAAAAGGGAAGGGCUUUGACCUUUAAAAAAAAAAAAAAAUCUUUCUAUACCUACUGGUGAGGGUCAGUGGGAGUCCGAUACACAGGGAUAAAACAAGACUGUUGCGUCACCAUACCUGCGCUGCACAGAUUAAUUAAACCAGCUUCUCAGGUCUGGCCAGAUCCAACAGUUAGGUCAUGAGGCCUCCGUGCAGCGUGCGGGCCAUUGGACAUCAAUCUUGUUCUGUCUGGGCCACCAUGCCGGCAAUGGCAACGGGAUCGGAGCUCCUUGCUCCAAAACCAGAGCAGGCCUGGAACGUGGCCGCACCGGCAGCCCUGCAAGCACUUCAGCAACGUGCAAACCUGUUCUACGUAUUUAGUGUGUUUACAACAUUAGGCCGAUAGAAACCAAAGGGAUUGACAUAUUUCUUUCUUGUUGGACAACAUACAUGCAUAAGUCUGUAAAGAAACUCUCAAGGAAAAGAGGAGAGAAGUAAACAUUUGCCUUCCGUGUUACUGUGUUUCUACGCUUCCAUGACUCUUACUUCAAACAAAGCAUCGUCAGGUACACGCCCAAGAAAGGGCAGUAAGUGUUGUUUUAUUUAAGAGAAAUUAAUAUAUUUUCUGAUAUCUGCUUUUUAUAUAAGCAUCCUCCUGAUUUUAACCGUGUCCUCCAUUCAGACAGCGUCUAGCAUCCAAGGUGUCUCUACUUGCUGACAAGUGUACGGAUUUCACUGGCCCGUUCUAGUUUUCCUCUUAAUAAGCACUCAGAGAAGCAUUUUUUAGGUGUUAUAUAUUCCAUUUAACAGCGUUUUGAAAAAAAAGCCACCCUUCAAACUAAGGUGCCCAACAUAACAGCUUGGUCAUUUAAUGUCACAGAACUGUAAACCUUUUGGCUGUGCUACAAUUUUGUUUUAUUAGGGUGGAGUCUUUAUUUUUAUUCACAUAAAAAAGGGCUUCAGCGAGGCUGCUAUUAGAAGGUCUGCAGGACACGUCCAGCGUUUUAACUCUAAGCAAUGCUAAGUAGCUGCACCAGACUUUAUGAGCAAGUUUAUUGCUAAUUUAAGCCUUACUCAUUUUUUACUCUCUAAAUGAUUUUCACAGCAGCCAGUUAUUAAUCCUGGCUGUAUCCUUAUUAUUAUUAUCAUUAAACAAUGUGACAGCCCUGGUAGCUUCUGGUUUCCUUGAUGAAUAACGAAAAGCAAUAUUUUACAUUUAAAAAGCUAUUGUUUGCUGCCUUACUUAAAGUGAGACAAAAAGGUCAAUACCAAGUGCAUAUACAUUAUUGAUCGACCUAGAGCCACCUUAGCUUAGUUUAGUUUAGCAUGAACAAUGGAAAAAGUGGUCAACUGCUAGCUUGGCUGCAUCCAAAGAUGAGAAUUAGGCAGCAGAUCUAAAGCUGUAAUUUUAUGUAGUUAUGGUUCCUUUAAUUAUUCUUUUAGAGUACAGCCAUGAGAGUGGUAUUGACUUUCUAAACAUUAAGCAUAUUGUCACAAUGUUAAACUAUUCCCAAAAUAUGUAUUUGAACCAUUUGGCAUUUAUACAGUGCAAAUGAAUUCCCUUUAAUACACUAGCUGUGUGUCCAGCUCAGGUUAUAUUGUUUAUUUCACCUCGACCCACUGUCAAUUUUUUUUGGUGGUCCAUUUAAUAAAAAGGGUAAUAUGAGUCAGUUGUAAUAUAUUUUUAAAGGGCCUUUAACACCCUUCACUUUACCCCGAGUCUUUUAUUAAUUUGUGUCACAUAAAAUUCCCUUUUUUGUAUAUUACUUUACUCAUUCACUUGUUCAUAUUUCAGCCCUCUUGCCAUCUACUUCAUGGAUGAAAAUCAAAUUUGCAGAGUCUACAUAAAAUAUUUUUAAUUUCCUGCUGUAAAUGCAAUGCUGUUGUAUGAAUUUACAUUAUUCUUGAUAAAUGCUUCAUUUGUAUUAAAGACAAUUCAAGUAAACUUGUGAACGUCUAUGGGUAAAAAGUAAGAGCAGUGAUAUGUGUUCCAGUGUUUCUGUGGUUUUUGCCUUUGAGUGCCCUUUUUUUUAAUCCACGUCUUUUGCUGCCGCCACAGAAGUUCACUCUGGACGGCAGAGUAUACAACAUAGCUGACACCUUUCAUCUCGUCAAUUUGGCCGUUACAGCUGACUUCAAUUUUCACAAUAUUGCAGUAAUUUUCCUCACACUGUAAUCACAUUUAAUGCAUUUUAAAAGGUGAUUUGGCUUUUUGUCGUUGCAGAUUUUCACCCAGUUUAUACAUUCCUGUAAUGAAUUGCAUUACACUGACCCUGAAACUAUU
Molecule: messenger RNA, 4509 nt
Organism: Pungitius pungitius (ninespine stickleback)
Lineage: Eukaryota; Metazoa; Chordata; Actinopteri; Perciformes; Gasterosteidae
Gene: mpp7a
Product: MAGUK p55 scaffold protein 7a
Exons: 20
Coding region: 411-2225 (604 amino acids)
Biological process (GO): protein localization to adherens junction
Cellular component (GO): plasma membrane; cell-cell junction
Molecular function (GO): protein binding
Source: RefSeq, a predicted model, not a curated record